Pogonomyrmex barbatus (red harvester ant) is the source of this 2530-nucleotide messenger RNA. Its product is annotated as homeobox protein BarH2. The record is from RefSeq and is a predicted model, not a curated record. Lineage: Eukaryota; Metazoa; Arthropoda; Insecta; Hymenoptera; Formicidae. Gene Ontology annotation, biological process: regulation of DNA-templated transcription. Gene Ontology annotation, molecular function: DNA binding; DNA-binding transcription factor activity, RNA polymerase II-specific.
UUUCUGAAGUUAUUGUUGGAUCGUUUAUCGAUAUCAUCAACACAUUGCGAGCGAGCAUUUCAUGUCAUCCUGAUGACGUUCGUCGCGAAAGAGGUUUCUUGAUCCUCUCGUCGGAAGAUCAGUCCCUCGAUCGUAACGAAUCCGAGGCUCAUCGUCAAAUGAUGCCGAAUAAUGCGGUAACUGUACAUUCAAGAGGGAAGGAGAAGUGAUCCGAAUAUCGGGUCUACCGAGGGAUACAGUGAAGUGAAAUUGAAAUAGAGUGAGAGCGCGACUCUUCCUGGCGUAGGCUACGUCGUCACCGUCGGCAAGAUUCUGUCUCCCAGGUAUCGGGCGAGUCCUGGGGUGGCGACAGAGGCACCUGCAGGUGCCCGUAGCCCGAAGGAACCACCUGUGUCCACCGUGAUGACGGUCCAUCAUCAGCAGAACCACCACGUGGCCGCUCUCAGUGGCGUCGCCGUGGCCAAUAACGGUCUGAAUCUCAGCAGGAUGUCUGGUCUAGAGGCACAUCGGUUGGAGAACAUCGUCGAUCGGAACGGCGUGGAACGUCUCUCGAACGGGCUGGACUCGCGAAGCAACAAUUUGAACAAUAAUAAUGGGCUUGAGAGGGGCGAUGCUUCGACGACGAUGCCGCAGAGAUCGAGGUUCAUGAUCACUGAUAUUUUGGGCGGCGCGUCCAGUAAAAUGCACCAGUCGGGGCUGUCUAGCCAGGAGCCACCCGGAAGUCCACCUUCGACGCCGCGGGACCUCAGUGUCAGGCAUCAGUCCAGAACGUCCUUGAGCAACAGUAAUCUAGACGAGGACAGCGACGCCAGCCACCACGACGGCGCUUCCGUUACAUCCAAUGGUGGCAAAGAGGAUGAUCCUAAAAGCUCGUCCUCGAGUUCCUUGGGUUCCGCGCAGAGUAAGAAGCAGCGUAAGGCGCGCACAGCUUUCACGGAUCACCAGCUUCAGACUCUCGAGAAGAGUUUUGAGCGGCAAAAGUACCUUAGCGUGCAGGACAGGAUGGAGCUGGCGGCGAAACUGCAGCUGACGGACACGCAAGUGAAAACGUGGUACCAAAACAGAAGAACGAAAUGGAAACGACAAACGAUCGUGGGUUUCGAGAUUAUGGCCGAAAACAAUUUCGCCGUAGCCGCCUUUCAGCAGCUUUACAGCAGCGGCGCCGCGACCAUACCCGCGCAUCCUGCCGCCGGACGCUACUGGCAGUAUCCCAGCGCGCACGCGUUACCCACGAACGGAUUUUUCUAUCAGCAAACGUCAGCGGCGGCGGCGACUCUGCAGAAGCCGCUUCCCUAUCGUAUAUAUCCACCCAUGAUCCUGGCGGGGCCGAGCAAUCCCCUCGGCUCCUUGACUGCGAGCUCCAGCCUGUCGACCCUCAGCAACUACUACAGAGACAGUCCGGAAAUACCCGACGCCCCCCGUGAGUCCUCGAGGAAGAGGGACAGGAGCAAGAGCCCGGAAUCGAGGGACAGGUCGCCGACCAGGAAGCCGACGAGACUGUAUCCGUUGCCGAUGAUGCAGGCGGGUCCUAGCAAUCCUCUCGGCACGCUAACGGCGACUUCCAAUCUCUCCAACAUGAACAGCUACUACAGAGGCAGUCCGGAGCUGAUGGAAGGAAGGGAGAGCAUGGACAGGUCGAGGAGGCAGGAGAGGAGCAAGAGCCCGGACUCCAGGGACAGGUCACCCCUGAGAAAGGACGUCAGAGCUUAUCCCCCGACGAUGAUCCAGGCGGGCCCUAGCAACCCUCUCGGGUCCCACGCGGCCGGCUCGAAUCUACCGAAUCUGAAUAACUAUUACAGAGACAGUCCGGAGAUAGUGGACGGGCGAGAAGGUAUAAACCGGACGCGACAGCGUGACAGAAGCCAGAGUCAAGAGAGAUCGCCCGUGCAAAGGGAGGACAGUCCUCGGAGCGUAAGGGCUGACAGCGAUGAGGAGAGCAUACACGAUAUCUAGGACAUGGAGAUUCCUGGUAUCGCCGGCGGUACAUCGGCCGGGACGUUGUAUGGCCACGACGAGAAGGAUGAAUUGGAAAACGAAGUGCUAUGUGAAACGGAGUGAUUUCCUUACGACGGGAACUCACUCGGGAAUAAGUGGACGAACGGUCGUCGAAACGGUCGGUGAACGAAGAUUCGAUUCUCGACAAUGAAAAAAAUGACACAGAGUUAACCAAGGGAAACGCGAUUUGAAAAUGCCCUUGCGUGAGCAUCCGGCAGCUACUGAAAAAACGUAACGGGCAAGCUUGAAGGGACUGACCGAUGCGAUAACUCAUUACUGAAGAAACUGACGCGGAUAAUUAAAAGCAAAUUCACUUAGCUAGCAUUUAUCAGUCAAUUCCGAACGAGAUAACGAAGUCGCUCAAAUUUCAGCAGCUAUUGCAUUAACAGUUUCAUAAAUAAACAAGUCGGUUCCUGUAUGGGGAAUUUUUGUCGGGAGAUCGAUCGAUAACAUUUAUGUAAUCCUGGAGAAGGAACGAGCUCUGUAUAUAUAUCCUUGAGAACUUGCAUCCGAUCCAUCCGACUCAUGCAGCUAC